AUGGUAGGGAAAAAAUUGGCUUCAUUAUCAGAAGCAGAAAAAACAAUAGCCGGUCUUAUAGCUAUAAAUACAGUAGUAUUUGGAUGUUGGCAAAUACCUCGGUUGAUACCAUUUAUGAGCAAAUGGUUUUUGCAUUUGCCUGGUAGUCGACAUAAUAUUACAUUAUUAACAAGCUGCUUUUCACAUCAACAAUUUCUUCAUUUUGCUUUGAAUAUGGUGGGUUUAUGGUCGUUUGGUAGAGUUGUGCAUGAUUCAUUUGGAAGGGAGCAGUUUAUUGCCAUGUACUUAGGAAUGGGUAUAGGAGCUAAUAUAUUUAGCCACUGCCUUAGCUUAGUUAUGCGUAAUUCAAGACCAUUGUUACCAAGCUUAGGUGCAAGUGGGGCUAUUUACGGAUUAGUAGCCGCAACUGCUGUUAUGCACCCUAAUUCGAGCAUCAGUCUUGUCUUUUUACCCAUGAUCCCGAUUAAAUUAGGGUAA
Messenger RNA from Cokeromyces recurvatus, 477 nucleotides. RefSeq lists its product as uncharacterized. The transcript has a single exon. Lineage: Eukaryota; Fungi; Mucoromycota; Mucoromycetes; Mucorales; Mucoraceae. Gene Ontology annotation, cellular component: membrane. The record is from RefSeq and is a predicted model, not a curated record. Gene Ontology annotation, molecular function: serine-type endopeptidase activity. Bases 1 to 477 code for a protein of 158 amino acids.